Molecule: messenger RNA, 1019 nt
Organism: Cydia splendana
Lineage: Eukaryota; Metazoa; Arthropoda; Insecta; Lepidoptera; Tortricidae
Exons: 4
Coding region: 131-997 (288 amino acids)
Biological process (GO): lipid catabolic process; phospholipid metabolic process; arachidonate secretion
Molecular function (GO): calcium ion binding; phospholipid binding
Source: RefSeq, a predicted model, not a curated record
UUAACCGCGCACGCGCCACGAGCGUCUUUUUCCCGCGCUUUUGUCGCGCCAAUUUCAAAUAAAAAAAAACUCGUGCUUUUUUUUUAAUAAAGCAUGUAGGUUUUAUUAUUGUGUAAUUUUGGAUAAAGAGAUGGAGUGUACAGAGUUUGUAAACUGUGUCAGUGAGUGCUGUGUUAUCAGUAGACGAAAGAAAUUCAGUUGGGAGAGCAUAUAUGCGGGUCUUGUAAUAUGUUUAGUGCCAUCAGUAGUAUGUAGUUCAGAUUGGUCCCGACAUCUCUCCUACGACUCAAUCUACAACAACACAGACUACGUCCAAAUACACCACCAACCGCGGCCAUUCACCUUACCAAACUACAACCUUACUAAUACAGUCCCCAGGCCCUUUAGUUCUAGUGAUAGAGACUCUUAUUUAGAUACCAAAGAUAAUGAGUUAGAGUAUGAGGAGUUUGCAGGUAGUCAAAACAAGCAUCAGCUAUUGGUCGGGUUUGCUAGAGACCCUUUUAGGACUUCUGUGCCUGAGGAGGACUAUUUGAAGGGAGUUAGGCAUGUCCAACCCCAGCCAUUCGUCAACAAAGGCGAAAAUCGGGGGAAGCGCGGAGUGGUGCAUCUGGCCAACAUGAUGUACUGCGCGACAGGCUGCGAUCCACUGUCUUACAAAGGAUAUGGGUGCUACUGCGGGUUCCUCGGGGAGGGGAGGCCUACAGAUGGGAUUGACAACUGCUGCAGAAUGCACGACCGCUGCUACGAGAACAUCUACUGUCCCUUCUUCACGGUCUACUUCCAGCCGUACUACUGGAAGUGCUACCACGGCGAGCCGCUCUGCGCGCUGGAGAACUACAAGACCCAACACCAGUUCAUCAACGGCUGCGCUGCGAGGUCUUGCGAGUGUGAUCGGCAGUUUGCCAUGUGUAUUAGACGGUACCCAUGUCCGAGGAGACGGGCUCUGUGCAGGUCCUCUCCUUUAAGACUGCUGCAGAAUUUGCUGAUGUUCCGAUGAAGGCAGGCAAGGCAGGCAGGCA